Closterium sp. NIES-65 is the source of this 1998-nucleotide messenger RNA. NCBI's taxonomy places the organism in Eukaryota, Viridiplantae, Streptophyta, Zygnematophyceae, Desmidiales, Closteriaceae. The record is from the annotation of a GenBank genome assembly.
GAGGAGGAGGAGGAGGAUCUGCAGGAGGAGCUCAAGCUCAAGCUCAAGUCCGCGCUCAAGGACAAAUCAGACCUGUUUGCCGGGGGCAAGGAGCCGGAUGACGAGAUCCGGCUGGGUGACGACGGGUGGAAGGAACGCUACUACCAGCAGAAGUUUGGAGUGACGUCGUAUGAGGAGCAGGAGCGCGUUCGUCAGGAUGUGGUGCUCAAGUUUGUGGAGGGUCUAUGCUGGGUCAUGAGAUAUUACUACCAGGGCGUGUGCUCUUGGAACUGGUACUACCCGUACCACUAUGCACCGUUUGCAUCUGAUUUGGUGCGCCUGGACGAGUUGGAGAUUCACUUCUUUCUCGGCCGCCCCUUCAAGCCCUUUGAUCAGCUCAUGGGCGUGCUGCCCGCCGCCAGUUCCGGUGCGCUGCCAACAGCGUAUCGCAAGCUCAUGUCGGACCCAGCCUCGCCCAUCGUUGACUUCUACCCCACUGAUUUCAGUGUUGACAUGAAUGGCAAGCGCUUUGCUUGGCAGGGAGUGGCGUUGCUGCCGUUCAUCGAUGAAGACCGACUGCUAGAGGCCAUCAAGCAAGUCGAGUCCACUCUCACGCCGGAGGAGAGGAGGCGCAACAGCCAGCUGUGCGAGCUGAUGUACUUCUCAUCGGGGUACCCACUGGCAAAGACGGUGUGGGAGAUGAUGGGCAAGUGGGGGCAGCUCGAUGCCAAGGCGCGCGCCCACAAGAAGCACGCUAUCGACCCCUCCCUCAGGGGGAGUGGCUCUAUCAGCGAUGGUAUGAACGGCUACCUAGUCUUGUGUGACGGCCAGCCCUGCCCGCCCAUGCUGCGCGCGCCCAUGUCGGGCUUCGAGACCAUCACCAGCAACCAAGUCAUCUGUGUGGUCUACAAGAACCCAGACUUCCAUCGCCACAUCUGCCGCCCGCCAGCUGGCGCCGUCUACCCCCCCAAGUUGGUAUCAGAGCAGGACAUCAAGUCGGAGCCGCUGUGGCAUGAGGACACGUGGGGGCGGCGACGGCCGCAGAUACAGGACAGGCGUGUGCGAAAUGUGUUCUGGGCGUGUGCUGGGCGUGUGUUCCGGGCGUGUGCUGGGCGUGUGCUGGGCGUGUGUUCCGGGCUGCAGAACGCCAUAGGAGGUCCUGCCCUAGGGGCGGCAGCCACUCGUCUGCUUCUCAACUCUCUCGGCGCGGCCGGGCGGCAGGGUGGGGCGGCAGCCGCCCAGCUGCGGGAAGCGCAGCAGCGGCUGAGUCACAUGGGCACUGCCGGCCCUGUGCCCCUGCCUGUUCCUCUAGCAGGCGGCAUUCUCCCCGUACAGUCACCCUACAGCCAGGCCGCCCCUUAUAGUCACACUCAUGUGGGCGGAUACAGUCACGGGCAAACGGGGGGGUACAGUGCAGUAUCGGCAGACCCUAGGGUUGCUGCUUAUGGGGGGAAAGCAGGGGCGUAUGGGCAACCACAGCAGCAGCAGCAGCAGCAGCAGCAGCAGCAGCAGCAGCGGCAGCAGCAGCAGCCGCAGCAGCAACAGCAGCAGCAGGGGUAUGGAUAUCGGGGGGGACAGGCUGUAUACCAGGUCCAGCAGCAGGCACAGGGGGUGUAUUAUCAGCAGCAGCAACAGCAGCAGCAAGGGGGGUAUGGUGGGAAUGUGUGGGUGAGGCCUGGUAGUGGAGCAGGUACACAAGCGGCACCACAAGUGGCAGGACAAGCGGCAGGGGGGUAUGGUGGACGAGGGGGGUACGGGCAAGCAGGGGGGUACGGGAGAGGAGGGUAUGGGGCGGGGCAACAGGGGUAUGGGGGGGGUCAGCAGCAGGGGUAUGGGGGCCAACAGGGACGGGGGUGGGGCACGGGUGGGGGGCGUUCACAGCGUGGGCCACGGCAAUGGAUGAAUCAUCCGCACCUCGUGCGUCGCGUGGCAGUGCUCUGUGGGCCGCACCCCUUUGUCUUCCAUCGCUGCCUGUCGCUCUGUGCCAUGGGGCCAUGGACGAUGCGUACCUUGCUCUGA